Penicillium coprophilum is the source of this 1482-nucleotide messenger RNA. RefSeq lists its product as uncharacterized. The transcript has 2 exons. The record is from RefSeq and is a predicted model, not a curated record. Lineage: Eukaryota; Fungi; Ascomycota; Eurotiomycetes; Eurotiales; Aspergillaceae. The coding region runs from base 1 to 1482 and encodes 493 amino acids.
AUGGCUUAUACUAACUUUAUUCAGAACGUUUCGGCGUAUCUUGACUUGAUUUUGUUUCUCGCGUGCUUUGGGUUCGUCCUGUGCUUUGGAUCCAUAACCUUUGUGAUUGUGCAUUGCAUCGUGCAGAUUCUUCAAGCAGCUCUCGCUUUCUACCUAUUCGACAUCCUCUAUUACUUUCUCUACGCAGAAGAAAGCACGGAGUUCUUCCUCGAGCUCAUCUCCACAAUCCUCACCUCACGCCUCGAGAUCAAAAGCUUCAUCCUGCUCCUGUGCAUACUUUUCAGCAUCCAUUAUUCUAUCAGGGAGAUUGCCUCAAUCCUUCGUGAAAAGGUCUUUGGGCCAAAUACGACCAUCAUUGUGAAUUGUCCUAAGCACCCCAUGCAGAGCCCCCAGUUAUCCCAGAUUGCCAACGACAUGGCCCGCAUUCAUCCCACAAGAUGGGGGAAGUAUAUUAAGUGUACUAGCCCUAACCCUCCCAAGGAUCCCGAGCCUGCAAUUAUCGAGCCCUCGAACUCCAAACCUACAAUCCCCAGUGACCCAUCUUUUGCAUCUCACGGGAACCGCUACAUGCGCCAUCCUUGGGGCGUAAUCGACUACCACAUCUAUCUUACACACGUCGAAAGCUGCCGCGACAAGCUUCGUCGCGAGAGAGAGUGCUACAUCUUAGAGAACACUGGGUUUAAGCAAAUCGCCUUACACAAAGAGCUAGCUAGUGACAGUGUUCUAGCUCACACAACCCCAACAGUAGUCUUCGUCAGCCUCCCCGUCCCCGACGCACGGAACGAAUCCAGCAUUGCCAGCUUGGUGCUUGGCUUCGAUCUAAAGUCCCUCCGCUUGCAGGGUUAUUACUUCGAGCCCAAGUCCCCAAUUAAGAAUUACAAUGACCUUUGGAAGGCCUGGUCCCAGGGUGAGGGCCAGCUCGUUAUUGAUGUUCCCGUUAGCCGUUUCCUGGCAAUCCUUCGCCAUACUAUGCAGCAUCAGGUUGAGAUCCUAGAGAUCGGCCUCCUACACCACUACGGCCUCACUGCGCGUGGAUUCCAAGCUGGCUUGGAUAUGGUUAUUACUGUGCAGUUCUUGCAGUUUCUGGAUGACUUCGCUGAGCUCGUCUCUGAGGAGCCCGAUGAGAUUCGGAAGGUUUAUACGCCUUUCCAGGACGAUUUGCGGGAGUUGCUUGCGGCUGGCUCGCGGGACUCUUGGUUUGCUCUUCGUGAUGGACACAGUAUUGAGCAAUAUCGCCAGAAGCAGUUGAAGAAGGUUGUUGCUUCCGGUUUGUUCUAUGGACAGAAGAUGCUUGUGCUUCGGGACGAGGCUGAGGCCACAGAAAAGAGUAAGGUGUCUCGUCCAGUCAAGAUUAUUUCAGGCCAUUCGGGUCGGUGGUUGUGGUCGAAGGUGCACGUCCACAUUUUGGUGAGUGUCAUAGCUGUUCUUUGCCUCUGCUCUGUCAUGGAUCGGGAAAGGGUUCUUUGUGUAGGAGUAUUUUAA